Hevea brasiliensis (rubber tree) is the source of this 2335-nucleotide messenger RNA. Its product is annotated as probable polyol transporter 4. Gene Ontology annotation, cellular component: membrane. The record is from RefSeq and is a predicted model, not a curated record. The coding region runs from base 240 to 1805 and encodes 521 amino acids. NCBI's taxonomy places the organism in Eukaryota, Viridiplantae, Streptophyta, Magnoliopsida, Malpighiales, Euphorbiaceae. The transcript is spliced from 2 exons. Gene Ontology annotation, molecular function: myo-inositol:proton symporter activity. Gene Ontology annotation, biological process: transmembrane transport.
AAGCGUAGGCCCCACUUCCAUUUGUCAUCGUUUCUUCCGGUUUUCCCAAGAUAUUGUGAGCUGAGGCCAUCAAUGUUCUUUGUUUCUUCUCUGUCAGAUCUGAGGAGCAGAAUAUAUACGCAGCAAAAAUUGAAGGUUUUUGGUUUCUCUUCUCUGUAUACAACCAGUAGAAUAAAGAGAGGAGAGAAGAGAGAGAGAGACCCAAUAUACGAAAGAAAGGAAAACAGAAGACCAGAGAGAUGGGGGUGCAGGAAAAUGGGGAUGGAGUUGGGGACAAGAACAAGUACAGAAGGAUGGAUUCUGACGCUGCAGAUGACGGUAUUUUGUUGUCCAGUAAUGCUCAAUGCCAUGAGGCUGUUUUCAAGAGGAAAAAUAAUGUGCAGAAAUUUGUGUUUGCCUGUGCCGUUUUUGCCUCUCUCAAUUCUGUGCUCAUGGGCUAUGAUGUGGGUGUUAUGAGUGGAGCAAUUUUGUUCAUCCAACAAGAUCUCAAGAUAUCAGAGGUACAACAAGAAGUUCUUGUUGGAAUUUUAAGCAUAAUUUCACUUUUUGGUAGCUUAGCUGGAGGAAAAACAUCAGAUGCCAUUGGUCGAAAGUGGACUAUAGCACUAGCAGCUAUUGUUUUCCAGACGGGGGCAGCUAUAAUGACUCUUGCCCCUUCCUUUGCGAUUCUGAUGACAGGCAGGCUCUUGGCUGGAAUAGGGAUAGGCUUUGGGGUCAUGAUAGCGCCAGUGUACAUAGCAGAGAUAUCACCCACUGUAGCCAGAGGAUUCCUUACCUCUUUCCCUGAAAUUUUUAUAAAUCUAGGAAUCCUUCUAGGAUAUGUAUCUAACUAUGCUUUUUCAGGACUUCCAGUACAUAUAAACUGGAGGGUGAUGCUUGGUGUGGGAAUCCUUCCCUCAGUGUUUAUGGGUUUUGCGUUGUUUGUGAUUCCUGAAUCCCCAAGGUGGUUGGUGAUGCAAAAUAAGGUCGAGGAAGCAAGAUUAGUGCUGUCAAAGACAAAUGAAAAUGAAAGUGAAGUGGCCGAAAGAUUGAAAGAGAUACAAAUGGCUGCUGGGCUUGCUAAUGCGGAGAAGUAUGAAGCAAAAGCUGUCUGGCAUGAAAUAUUAUACCCUUCUCCUGCAGUUCGACGGAUGCUGAUCACUGGCUGUGGAAUCCAGUUUUUCCAGCAAGUUACUGGUAUUGAUGCAACAGUGUAUUACAGCCCCACAGUCUUUAAGGAUGCUGGAAUCAAGGGCAACACUCAGCUUCUUGCUGCAACUGUUGCUGUCGGGCUUACCAAAACUUUAUUCGUUUUGGUAGCUAUAUUUCUAAUCGACAGAGUAGGCAGAAGACCUUUGCUUUUUGUAAGCACAAUUGGGAUGACCAUCAGCUUAUUUGUUUUGAGUUUAUCUUUAUUCUUUUUUGGGGAUGGAAAGCUUGGAAUUGGGUUGGCAAUUUUAUCAGUUUGUGGGAAUGUAGCUUUCUUCUCUAUAGGACUUGGCCCUGUUUGUUGGGUCGUGUCAUCUGAAAUCUUCCCUCUAAGGCUUCGAGGACAGGCAUCUGCUCUUGGGGCAGUAGGCAGUAGGGUUAGUAGCGGUGUGGUUACUAUGUCUUUCCUCUCAGUAUCUCGUGCAAUCACAGUAGGAGGAACUUUCUUUGUCUUUUCAGUGAUUUCAGCUCUUGCCGUUCUUUUUGUCCAUCUAUGUAUUCCAGAAACAAAAGGCAAGUCUUUGGAGCAAAUUGAAAUGAUGUUUCAAAAUGAGGGAGAGAGGCAGGGAGGGGAGGUUGAAUUGGGAGAUGUAGAACGACUGGUACGAAGACAAUGAGCCGGUAGUGUGUUUCCAUGGUUCGUAGCUAAUCCAAAAUUUGAGGAUAGGUGCUUGUUAUUGUAAAUCGAUUAAGGUGAUGGGUGAUUUUCACACAUCUUGUGAAUGCUAUACAGUUCAAAAUCAUUAAAGAUUUAAAAAUUCUUUAGGAAAUUGUAUGUGCACCAUGAAUGACAUUUAUACACUGACAGAACAAGAAGCAUUAAAGUUUUCAUCUAAGAGUUACAGUGGUGAUGCCUUUGGCAACAGUGGCUUGAAGUUGCAGCAGCUUAAUGUACAUAUUUGAUCCAUUGUUAUCUGGUUUAUUGAAGGUGUAGUUUGAGCAUGUAUUUAAUUAAUUAAUUCAUUGAAACUUGCAGGGAUAAGUUUACCAAGUCUCUGCUCCUACUCAUGCAAUUAUGCAAAUGUUUAGAAAAGAUGUUGGUAUACCAUCCACCUCAGGAAGACAUUGGAAGAAGAUAACUUUGUACAACCAUGGAAUGUUGAAUUCAACAGCCAUAACUCUGGAAAUAAAGCUAUUUUUUCUGGUA